AAGCACUAUUCCCUAUUUUCUGUAGAUAACGCGAAGAGCGAUCGAUAUGGAUUGUCCUUUUUGCUCCAACAAUCGGGCUUUACCAUCUCCGCAAGACCCGUUGGAGCUUCGUGGCCAAGCGAAGCCGGCUCGUGCUCGGAAGGUGGAGUCGAUUCCCGUUCACUUCGUUGGGUCUGAGCGGAGCCUUAUCCGACUCUGCCGUAAAGAUUCAGAAGGCAUUUAGGGGAUUCUUGGUGAGGAAGUGCGUGCAAAAGAUCGCUGCGAUUAGGAAGGAAGUGGACGCGAUAGAGUACAAGAUUGCGGAGAAGUAGACCUUCGAUUUGAUUCUUAGGGAUUCGAUGGAGAGAUUGAAGGUGAUUGAGACGUUGAUGAGCUUGCUGUUUAGGUUAGACUCGGUGAGAGGAGUCGACUCUGGGGUUAGGAAUUUCAGGAAGACGAUGGUGAUUAAGAAAGCCAUUGCGUUGCA
This is a messenger RNA of Rubroshorea leprosula, 466 nucleotides long. The record is from the annotation of a GenBank genome assembly. Lineage: Eukaryota; Viridiplantae; Streptophyta; Magnoliopsida; Malvales; Dipterocarpaceae.